AUGAACGACUUCUCAACUUGGUCCUCGAGCUUUGAUGAAGACAUGAUGAAGGUGCUUUUCCAGUUCUUUGACCCGUUGCACCAUUACUUUACCUUCCCCGAUAACCAGCCUGUACCAACUAUGGAAGAGUUCUCUCAGCUCUUGGGAAUUCCUAUCCUCGAUCAAAUACCUUUCAACAGUACCGAAAGAGACCCAAGCCCUGAAGAGGUUUCCCGAGCUUUACACUUGCAACAAUCCAACGUCACGGCUAAUUGGGAAACAAGAAGUGGUGUCAAAGGAUUCUUAGCCAAGUUCUUACUAGAAAAGCUCAAGAUUGUUGGAACAACCUGGAUUUACAAGCUUUCGAAGAAAUUUUGGCUCUUCUCAUCUAUGGGUUGGUACUAUUUCCAAAUUCUGACCAACUUAUAG
Molecule: messenger RNA, 408 nt
Organism: Vicia faba (fava bean)
Lineage: Eukaryota; Viridiplantae; Streptophyta; Magnoliopsida; Fabales; Fabaceae
Source: the annotation of a GenBank genome assembly